AUUUAUGAUGGCCUCUUUGUAGCGGGUCACCUCUGAGUCGACUUCCCCUAAACUUUAUGUGACUGCUGGCUGUGAACGAGGCACUGGCACCUAACCAGCCUUUCGCCAUUAAGCCGAAUAGCCGUUAGCUAUUAGCCAACGCCCACGUUGUUCAACCGUUAAGCGUCCAACAAAUAAUUCAUCCAGUCUUAACGUCUAUUAUAUGUUGUUACUGACUGUGGAACGAUUUUUGAGUUUGAGAACGUUAAAAAAAACUAUUUCACAGCUCAGUGUGCAUUUAACAGGAUGUCGGACAGCGAGUCUGUCAAGAAAAUGUUGCGGUCAGUACUUCUGUCCAGCAAGGGCGGUGUGUCUUUAAACAGCCUCCACUCAGAGUACCGCUCACUGUGUGGAGAGAGCAUCCCGCUAAAUAAGCUGGGCUACUCAAACCUUGAGAACUUUCUUAAAAGUAUCCCCUCUGUGGUGCGGAUGGAGUACCGCAUGGGCGAGAUGAUAUGCUUCGCCGGGGUGUCUGAAGAGACGGCCAGCAUUGCAGAGCUGGUGGCCAGACAGAAGAGCUCCAAGAAAUCUGGCCACUCCCAAGUUGUCAACUGCAGGAUGAGAUUCAAACCCUCCAACCCGUACAUGCUCAACAUGAGACCUAGGUCCUCCCUCCGCCAGCCUUCAGCUGCUGGUGCCUCGAACCGGCCAGCAAACCAUUCUUGGUCUUAUGGAGGGUUCAGUGCAUCAGGAGACUACAGGCAGCUGGACCAAAGGUUAGGUGCCAUCACACCUGUUGAACACAGACAACCAGCUCCUCAACCUGCUGUGAAACCAUGUGUCCUGCCUAAAAGAAGAGCGAACAGCUCAGAAAAUGGCCAGAAACCUCAAGAUAAUUCCCUACAACGAGCCUCCUCCCAGUCUGGUCUGUAUGACAAGAAUCUUGUGCAGAGCAGAAUAACUCAACUUCUAGGAAAGUUCUGCUGUGGAGUGUGGUUGUCAAAAAUACCAGAGGUCUACAGUGCUAUGUUCAAUCAGAAGCUCCACCCUCAAGUAAUUGUUGACCUGGAAAAGUGGACACACAUUUGCAUGGUGGAGCAGUCAUCCUGCAACAACCGAGCUGAACAACUACUCUUCCCUCCUCUGCCCCAAAAGCCCCCAAUUGUUCCUAGAACAAACAUCAGCAACUCCUGUCCAACAUCGCCCACUAAUUCAUGUGCCAGCACCACAAGAAGUUCUACAGCUCCAUCAACACCUGAAGAAGCCUUUCCCCCUCUUUUCCCUGUUCCUAAACCUAGGGUUUCCCCCAAAUAUCCCUUGGCUAAGCCCACUUUUGUUUUCCCGCCACAGCCUGUUUCUGCCUCUCCAGUUAGGCAGUUUUCCUCUGUGACGCUGCGCAGCCCUGUCCGUAACCUAGCUCUUUCUCCCCAACUGCCCUCACCUUUAACUCCUCCUGUGAGAGGAUGCAAAGAUAAUCCUAAUUUGACUUCAACUACCCCGAAAGUUUCUCAGCCUGUUGCCCAACCACAGUCUUCCCCUUCAACAGCCAAUGCUUCUGUGCUUGUGUCCUCCCACCGUCAACCAGACCUUGAUAUUUUACCCCUUUUGAAAGUUACCUUUUCCCCUUCUUCUGGUUCUUCCCCAGUCUCAAAAUCUUCUGCUGACACCUUGUCAGCUGAGGUGCGCCAGAGAAUAAAGGAGCUGCUGUCCAAGUACAGCCAAGGAUUGUGGGCACAUGCUUUGCCUAAACUGUUCAUGGAGACAUACAAGGUGCCAUUUCCUGAAUACAUUCUGGAAAACUUAUCUCUUCUGUUGGAUAUGUGCUCUGUGGAGUACUCCGUGACCCAUGGCAAGAAGAAGGCCAUCCUGUAUAACAGAACAGACAUGGAAGCCACAGAUAGCCAAGAAAGCAAGCUGUGCAGAAGUCAUCCCCUACCCUCUGGUCUCGAGGUCCUGAGCCCUACGAUUCCUCCCCGUCUGGUUUCUCCCUCAGAGCAGUAUCCCUCGGUGCUAGUUACUGAUGCAAAGAGCAGCAAUUCUGUUACUAUAAGGUAUGUGGGUGAAAACUACUCCAAUGCUCAGGAGGCCAUGGAGGAUGUAAUGCGAUUGUUCUACAGCCAAGGCUCCACCAACCAUCCUGUAUCUAACCCAGUCAUUGGUCAGCUGGUAGCAGUCAGAGGAGAGGAUGGAGAUGAGCUGGCUAGAGCCCAAGUCAUGGAACUUAUGGCCCUCAACAAAGUUAAGGUGUACCAUGUGGACUAUGGAUUUUCUGUGGAGACAAGUUGGACUAAUCUGAUGGAGCUGCACCAGGAUUUCCUCUCUCUGCCCUUCCAGGCUACUAAUGUUAGACUUGCAGGUUUAGAGACUUUCAGCUCACAUCCCAUGAUCCUGUCCUAUCUGGACAAGUUGGCAGUUGGAAAGAUCCUGCUGAUUGAGACCUUGGAGCCAUGUCAACAGAUGGAGAUGCCGGUGGUAGUGUUGUACGACACCUCACAGGAUGAUGACAUCAAUAUUAACUCUGCCUGCCUCAAGUCUCUGCAGGAUAAAACCAUGGACAACCCUCUGACUGUAAAUGUUACCUACCAGGACGUGUGUGUCACAAAUGUGUGUGCAGAUGGCAGUAUCUGCUGCCAGCUGCCCUGCAGAGGGACAGCAAGACUCAGCAAGUUACUGAAGGAAACAGAGGCCUUCUUCAUCUCACAGAUGACAUCUGAGUCCCUGGUGUCCAGACCUUUCAGUGGCAAGUUCUGUUUAGCCCGUUACAAAGAAAAGUGGUCCAGAGCUGAGAUAACCAACAUGUACAACAACAGAAUAUUGGAGAUCCUCUUCAUUGACUUGGGUAUCCUUGCAACAGUGGAAGUGACUGAUCUCCGAGAGAUCCCCCCUCCUUUACUCAAAGACUUUGCCAUCAUCCCACCACAGGCUAUCAAAUGUCGCCUGGCUGACCUCAAAGCUCCAGAGGGAGAUUGGAGCCCAGAGGCUCUUCUGUGGUUGAAGGAGGCUGUGCUUGGCUCUGAAGACUGCAGAAUGAAGAUCUUGAAACUAGAAGAUCGCAAAGGGGACAAGCUGGUCUACAUGUACCUCUUUGUCGGUGCUGAUGGCCAAGACCUGGACCACAGCAUCAACCAUCAGCUGGCUCAUUCAGAGUUGUGGCUGAAAGUUAAAGCACAGAACACCACCACAGUCAACAACAGUAACGGUAAUAUGGAUACAGGUCUCAGUUCCCUAGUGGAGAAGUUGACUCUGUGCAGCUCUGUACCGGACCGUGGUGUUAAGGCUUCGAUGCAGCCUUGCCACAAAGUAAGAGAAACUUCUCUCACAGAUACGACUGCAAAAAAUGGGAAGCAGCCACUUCCAUUACCUCCCCUACUGGAGCUCCCUCAGCCUGGUCAGAAUAUGGAUGUGUUUGUGCCAGUGGCCUGUCACCCCAGUCACUUUGUGCUGCAGCCAUGGCAGGACCUGCAUAGGCUGACAGUGUUGUUGGGGGAGAUGAUCCUCUAUUAUAACCAAAUGUCGAGGACUGACGCGACCAUGAACGUUCAAAGAGGAGACAUCUGUGCUGCCAAAAUAGACAAGAACUGGCAGCGGGCUCAGGUGAAGGGGAUUCUGGCCAAUGGGUUUGUGUCUGUGUACGACCUCGACCACGGCAAACAUGAUCUGGUCCGUAGUAACCUCCUCAAGCCCCUGAUAGAAGAGUUCAGACAGCUGCCCUUCCAGGCCAUUCCUGCUAAACUGGCAGGUGUGUCACAGAACCAGUGGUCAGAAGAAGCCUCCAUGUUAUUCAGAAAUCAUGUUGAAAGGCGACCUCUAGUAGCCCAGAUGGAGAGUGUGCAGGAGGUGUCGGAAGUUAAAGGUGAGCCGUGGGAGCGUCGACUGACGGUUUAUCUUGUGGACACAACACUGGAGGACAAGGACCUUUGGAUCCACACCAUCAUGGCCGACAUCGACAGCAAGCUGUAUUCAGCUGCCUAGAAUUUCUUUUUAAAAUGGAUGAGCAAGCAGACUCUGGACCAUAAAAGUAAACCUUUAUUUUUUGAACACUUGGGUGGUUCUCUUAUAAAUUCUGGUAAAUGACACAAAUAUUCAUUUAGACUUUAGGUUCCCUUAGGUAAAGUCAUCUGUGUGUUGCAUGUGUUUUGACUUUAUUGCCCAAUUUCAUUUUUUGUUUGCUGUUCUUAAUGCGUGCAGUGGUAUGGCUCAUUUUGCACUAAAUUUUUCAACACAUUUUUGUUUUAUUAAUCGAACAUAAAUGGCUUAAUGUCAUUCCUCUAUGUAAAUAGAAAAAAAGAAAAAGCUGAAGUUAUUCUAAUGUUUCAUUAAAAAAAAGCUG
Solea solea (common sole) is the source of this 4309-nucleotide messenger RNA. RefSeq names its product tudor domain containing 7 a (gene tdrd7a). The record is from RefSeq and is a predicted model, not a curated record. NCBI's taxonomy places the organism in Eukaryota, Metazoa, Chordata, Actinopteri, Pleuronectiformes, Soleidae. The coding region runs from base 286 to 3951 and encodes 1221 amino acids. Gene Ontology annotation, biological process: lens fiber cell differentiation; lens morphogenesis in camera-type eye; spermatogenesis. The transcript is spliced from 22 exons.